Molecule: messenger RNA, 945 nt
Organism: Ostreococcus lucimarinus CCE9901
Lineage: Eukaryota; Viridiplantae; Chlorophyta; Mamiellophyceae; Mamiellales; Bathycoccaceae
Exons: 1
Source: RefSeq, a predicted model, not a curated record
CUCGAGUACACGAACGGCGACGAGUACGUGGGCGAGUGCGUCGAUGAGACGCGACACGGACGAGGGAGACACGUGUGUAGCACUGGGGACGUGUACGAUGGGUACUGGAGGGACGAUAAGCGACACGGACGAGGGACGAUGACAUUCAAGUCGGGAUUGAAGUACGAGGGCGAAUGGGAAGACGACAAGACGUGCGGGCGAGGGAGGUGCGAGUACGUCAACGGCGACGUGUACGAGGGUGAGUGGAAGAAUGAUCAUCGCUGGGGGUGGGGUACGCAACGUUUCGCGAGCGGGGACGUGUACGAGGGCGAAUGGGUGGAUGAUAUCGUCGAGGGUAAUGGGAUGUAUACGUACGCGGACGGGUCCACGUUUAACGGCGCGACGCUUUCGGGAUCGCGAGUGCGCGGAAGGUACGCGGCGAAGGACGGAUCGGUGGAGUACGACGGAGAGUGGCGCGGUGAUUAUCGGCAUGGUCGCGGUAAGUUUGCCGCCGUUGGGUCGUACAAGUACAUAGGGCAGUGGCGCGACGAUCUCAGGCACGGGCGAGGCAAGUGCGAACUCGCCACGGGAUCGACGUACGACGGCGAGUGGCGAGACGAUCAGUAUCACGGCAAGGGCGUGUUGAAAACAGCGACGUUCGAGUACGUUGGAGACUUUGAAGGGGGUCGUCGAAAAGGACAGGGCGUUUGCAAAUUCACCGACCUCGGUGAGGAGUAUCGCGGCGCGUUCGACGAAGACGCCGAAAACGGCAAAGGCAAGCGAUUGUACGCCGACGGCACAAUUUACCAGGGCGAGUGGUGUGACGGUAAGCGACACGGCAAAGGCGCGUGCACGUACGCCAACGGUGAUGAAUAUCAAGGCGAGUGGGUGCGAGACGAGCGACACGGUUACGGCGUGUGCGUCUUCGCCGAUGGCACAAAGUAUCGCGGCGAAUGGGAACGCGAU